AUGAAUCACUUUAAAAACUCAGAGAACAAAAGCAAAUUUAACCAAGUAAACUGUGAUGUUUUGUCAAAAAGAAAAGAAUCAUAACGUCCUGAGCAACCAAGAAAUGCGACGGGUUUUCCAUAUAAAAUAAAAGGAAUAUAUUGUUGAUAUUCAAGAGUUCUUUCUUAAUGAAAAUUUGAUUCCUUCCUUCAGUUUUUCAGUGAAGAAAUAUUUGAAUAAGAUUGAAGCUUCUAUUUUCAGGGUUUAAGGUUCGUAUAUCUCUUAAGAAAACUAUGUCUAUUUUCUUUCUUUCAGAUCUUUCUUGAUUGUAUUCCUUCAAGUAAAGGGGAUAACGAUGGAAUAUUGUCGACUCCUCAUCGCUUUUUAUUGUGUUUUGGUAGCUCAAAAACCUGCAGUGACGCGUAUGUAAAAAAAUUUUGAAUAAAGGACGUGUGCUCUUUAUCUGUGUUAUCGUGAGACCAAAACUGUGCCUUUAAUAUAUCGUGAUUUUCUUUGUAAUUGAUCCUCGAGUUAUUUUUCCCUAACGAGAGGCAAAUCAUCGAAACUAAGUGCAAACGUUUCCCUCUUUAUUCUUUUUUCAGGUACGUUGCCAAACCCGCCCUCUCCCACCCUCUUUCUCAGAAAUACCAGAACCUCAGUUAUGGCAGAUUAUUUAUUAGAAAAUCUGAUUGAAACAAAAAAUUUCGAUAAACGCCCUUACUUUGGUUUUGGUUGUCAUCUUCAUCAAAAAGAAAAAGUAAUUACAAUUUCGAUCAAACUAUCUUCGAGCUUUGAAAACAGUUUCUUUUUUAUUCCGUCUGUCCUUCUGCCCUUUGCUUCGGGAAAACCCAUUCGAAAUUUAUGCGAAUUUAUCUUGCAUAGGAUUCAUUUUCAGUCCUUUAAUCAUCUUUUUAAAAUUUUUUACAGUUGAUAGCCAGUGCGAGAAUGGGCCUGACAUAGCUUUAAUUUUGGAUGUAAGUGGAAUUGUGAACGACAUUGACUUGUGGAUAGUACGAUACUUUGUCAAAGCGGUCACUGGCCAGAUCUUUAAUUUAUGUCCAAAACUUAAUACUGCGAUAGUGUCAUUCGGCGAAGAAGCCACUGUAGUAAAAAACUUUUCCAAAAUAUUCAGUUUACCUGAAUUUUCCAAAGCAUUGGAUCUUCUUACGCCUUUACAAGGCGACAGAACAAUGACAUACAAAGGUUUAAGAGUGACUUCAGAGAGAGUGUUUCCAUUUUCUCGGAAGAACGUUUCGAAAAUUGCAAUUUUGAUUACUCAUGGGGAGAAUACGCCACCUUAUACUCCAGAUGAAGCCGCGCGGGAAUUAAUAGAAACAGGUGUUCGCCUUUUUGGUGUCGACGUGGCUUUUUAUGCACGGCGCCAUGGGGAGCUUCAACGAAUUACAGAGAGAAGAGGAGACGUGAUUUAUUUGGAAAUGUUCCAUUACAUUUUUGACUAUGUUGAUACCAUGGUGAGCAAGAUUAUCGCGGCUGUUGGUAAGACUAUUGGUGUAAAUUAA
Molecule: messenger RNA, 1499 nt
Organism: Pocillopora meandrina
Lineage: Eukaryota; Metazoa; Cnidaria; Anthozoa; Scleractinia; Pocilloporidae
Source: the annotation of a GenBank genome assembly